AAACGGGUGGCCAAUCCGUGAUGGGGAAACAAGGACGUAAUAGGGGGCGGUGACUUGUAAAUGCUUUAAAUAGGUGAACUGCAGCUGGAUAAACCACUUCGUGUUUUUUUCAAAAUACCACAAUGGCAAGAACCAAGCAGACCGCUCGUAAAUCCACCGGUGGCAAAGCCCCGAGGAAGCAGCUCGCUACCAAGGCUGCCCGCAAAAGCGCCCCGGCUACCGGUGGCGUGAAGAAGCCUCAUCGUUACAGGCCCGGUACCGUGGCCCUGAGAGAGAUCCGUCGCUAUCAGAAGUCCACCGAGCUGCUGAUCCGCAAGCUGCCCUUCCAGCGUCUUGUCAGAGAAAUCGCUCAGGACUUCAAGACCGACCUGCGCUUCCAGAGCUCCGCCGUCAUGGCUCUUCAGGAGGCCAGCGAGGCUUACCUGGUCGGUCUGUUCGAGGACACCAACCUGUGCGCCAUCCAUGCUAAGAGGGUCACCAUCAUGCCCAAGGACAUCCAGCUGGCUCGCCGCAUCCGUGGAGAGCGUGCAUAAAUUUAGUCUACGACUACACCAAAGGCUCUUUUAAGAGCCACACACUUUUAUCUA
This is a messenger RNA of Sardina pilchardus (European sardine), 587 nucleotides long. RefSeq names its product histone H3. The record is from RefSeq and is a predicted model, not a curated record. Gene Ontology annotation, cellular component: nucleosome. Bases 123 to 533 code for a protein of 136 amino acids. The transcript has a single exon. Gene Ontology annotation, molecular function: structural constituent of chromatin; protein heterodimerization activity; DNA binding. Lineage: Eukaryota; Metazoa; Chordata; Actinopteri; Clupeiformes; Clupeidae.